AUGUUUUAUUCGCAUACUCAUUUGGCUAGAAAGGGUCCACUAGGAACGGUUUGGUCCGCCGCUCACUUGCAAAACCGUCUCAAGAAGUCUCACUACACCGCCACCAACAUCCCCAAAACUGUUGAUCUUAUACUGUUUUCUGCGUUGAAAUUGUCAGGGCACCUUCUACUUGGUGUUGUGAGAAUAUACUCAAGCAAGCAAGUUGAUUAUGUUUUCCGUGACUGUACUACUUGGUUAGUCACUCAAGUUGACUUGCCUGAGGAUGCAAGACAGGCUCCCGUUGAGUCUGUGACUUUGCCUCAGGCACUUAACUUGGAUGACUUCGACUUGGAGGAGGAUGACACACUCCAAGGGGAGUUUGAUAAUCACCUAAGGAGUCAGCAAGAUAUCACUCUCACUGAUCAGAUUCCUACUGGCAUUGAUCCUUAUGUUGCUGUAACUUUUGAUGAGGACAUCUUUCCAGAAUCUAGCCCCAUGGAUGUUGACCAAUCUACAGAACCUGUGAGAGCGCAUCAUCCUGGUGAUACUGAUGUUGAAAUGGCUUAUGAGACAGAACCAAACAAUGAUCAAGCAGACUUCAAUAUUGGUCUAGAUACUGGAACAUAUGGCUCUCUUAACGACACAGAGGAAAUUCCUGAGUUCCAGGAUCCUAGACCAAUUAACUUGACAGAACCAAUCAAUCUCAGUCCAGGGAGAAGCAAUGCCAAUUCUCCUGGAAGUGUUCCCGAGGUUGAGAUAAGGCGUGAUGCUGUGCACGGUUUAAGCCCUGCGUCUCAUCCACCAUUUGCUGCAGAGCAACAUAACGUUGGAGUUGAAAGCACUUUAGAUGAAACUUUGAAUGGGAAGGAACCCAAUAUCCCUAAUAUUGAUGACGACCUCCAAACGAACAUGGCCUUAAACUCUGGAGGACAUUCGAACUUUGAGCUUCGCUCAGGAUCUCCAGGUUUUGCUGGUUCUGAGGAAGAACAUGAAAAUUUUGUGCAUCCAUCACCUCAGCUGGUUCUUCAGCCAACUCCUCUUCCUCCCCAACCACAAGUAAGGCCAAGGAAGAGGAAGCACUUUGAUAAGGUCACAGUAUUGACUAACAGGAUCAUGAGAGAAAGGCUUGAGGAUCCUAGUGAUACUCUUCGUAAGAGAAAGAAGAUGCCUUCUUCUAAAUUAAGUGUCUGGAGAAUGAAUAACCAGUCAAAGAAAGAGCAAAUCUUCAAUGAGCCCUUGCUUACUGGCUCCUCAGAUGUUCUACGCAGUGUCUUUGAUAAGGACUGUGUAGCUUCAAAGACAUAUCUUGCUGCUGUUUCUGAUGAAACUAUACCAGAAGCUGCACCUGUAUCAUCUCCUACUAAUCAAGACAGUACAGUUCAUCUGUCUCCAGUUCGGCAAACUGAACAUGUCCAAGACUCUGCAGGUCCUCAAUCCACGCCUGCAGAGUCUGUAGCAAGAGAAGCACAAUCUCCACCGCCAUUUAAUAAUGAUGACACUGGAAUCGAACGCUUAAGAGAUGGUGGUUACACUGAGUACAUGCCCUCGCCUCCUCCAAGAUUUUCAUCGUCUAGAACCGAUGACUUCACCACUCAGCCUGGUAUUUGGGAGACAGAAUCUUAUAGAACAUAGCCGUCUACUUCCACAUAUAGAGAGGAUCUGCCUGGAUCAACUAACUCAGGGGCUUCAGCUAUUCUUGAAAUGGUGGACGAGGAACUUUAUUUCCUAGAGGUAGGUGGCAACACCCCAGCUAGUCAAGAUUCUGGUGCUUUGACAGGGAGAACAAGAGCCUUGGGUCAGUAUCUUAAAGAACGUUCUUCAAAUACUACUCCCACUUCAAGCCAUUCUUCUGGAGAUCUAAGUUUGGGGAAGAUCUUGGCUGGAAAGACAAGGAAGUUAGCUGCUCGGAUGUUCUUUGAGACACUGGUGUUGAAGUCUAGAGGACUCAUAGAUAUGCAACAGGAUCAACCCUACGGCGAUAUCACUCUGAAGUUGAUGCCUGGCCUUUUCUCAGAAGUUCAACCAUGA
This is a messenger RNA of Brassica oleracea var. oleracea, 2007 nucleotides long. Its product is annotated as sister chromatid cohesion 1 protein 3-like. Gene Ontology annotation, molecular function: protein binding; chromatin binding. Gene Ontology annotation, biological process: replication-born double-strand break repair via sister chromatid exchange; synaptonemal complex assembly; mitotic sister chromatid cohesion. The record is from RefSeq and is a predicted model, not a curated record. NCBI's taxonomy places the organism in Eukaryota, Viridiplantae, Streptophyta, Magnoliopsida, Brassicales, Brassicaceae. Gene Ontology annotation, cellular component: cohesin complex; synaptonemal complex.